AUGCUGCUGAGUCGGAUGAACAAUGCGCGAGCGUCUGUUUCAACCACAGCCGUCCCACGCCCAUCCGCCGCACUCCCGAACCUGACCUGGAGCGACACCCUGGCAGGCUCGGCGCAGGCCUGGGCAGCCGAAGAAGCAGGUUCGGUGUGCGCCGGGCCAGUGGACGCUUUUGGCAGCACUCUGUCCCUCUGGUCGCAGCAGCCUGGCAGUGCGUAUGGUGUGAGCUGGUACGGGUUUGAGUCGGCUGCUUCCUCCCCUGCCGGCAACACUCCCUCUGACGCCAUCACUGCGUGGCUCUAUGAGAAAGCCUUUUAUGAUCCUGCGCGCAACCAGUGCUCUGACACGGACGACUGUCACAUGCACCGAGGCCAUACCAACGUCUCUCUUCGUCCUCCUCUGCUACUUCGACCCCCCCGGCAACCUCCCCAACCAGAACCCAUGGCUAUCCCUCCCCUCCCUGCUUUCCCUCCCCUCCCUGCUUUCCCUCCCCUCCCUGCUUUCCCUCCCCUCCCUGCUUUCCCUCCCCUCCCCGCUUUCCCUCCCCUCCCUGCUUUCCCUCCCCUCCCUGCUUUCCCUCCCCUCCCUGCUUUCCCUCCCCUCCCCGCUUUCCCUCCCCUCCCUGCUUUCCCUCCCCUCCCUGCUUUCCCUCCCCUCCCUGCUUUCCCUCCCCUCCCUGCUUUCCCUCACCGCCUGCCCUUUCCCCUAUCUCUCCCCCCGCACCACAGGUCACAUGCAAGGAGGCCAAUGCCCCCAUUCCAACGUCUCUCUUCGUGCUCCUCUGCUACUUCGACCCUCCCGGCAACCUCCCCAACCAGCACCCCUGGCUUUUCUUCCCCUCCUCACCUUCCCCCUCCCUGCUUUUCCCCCUCGCCUCCUUGCCCCCCCCUCCCCUCUCUCUCAACCCCGUUCCAGGUCACAUGCAGCGAGGCCAACGCGCCCAUCCCAACGUCUCUCUUCGUGCUCCUCUGUUACUUCGACCCCCCCGGCAACCUCCCCAACCAGCACCCCUGGCUAUCCCUCCCCUCCCCGCUUUCCCCCUCCCUGCUUUCCCUCACCGCCUGCCCUUUCCCCUUUCUCUCCCCCCGCACCACAGGUCACAUGCAAGGAGGCCAAUGCACCCAUCCCAGCGUCUCUCUUCGUCCUCCUCUGCUAUUUCGACCCUCCCGGCAACCUCCCCAACCAGCACCCCUGGCUCUCUCUCCCCUCCCCGCCUUCCCCUUCCCCUCCCCCUCCCGCCACCCCUCCCCCUCGCCCACCCCCGCCGGCUCCUCGCUCCGCCCCCACUCCCUCCCCUCCUCCCCCGCGCGCGCCUCCCCUCAAAGCCUCCCCGCCUCCUCCUCCCCCUGUGCGGAGCCCUCCCCCCCGCCUCCCCCCGCCCGCUUCCCCCAGCCCUCCCCCUCCGCGCUCUUCCCCCUUGGGGGUGACCAGCGUGGGGGAAGGGGGGAGAGAGACGCUGCUACAGGGGAUAAAUGGAGCGAGCGUGGGGGAAGGGGGGAGAGAGUCACUGCUGCAGGGGAUAAAUGGAGCGAGGUGAGCGGGGGGGAGGUUGGGGUGGGGAAAAAGGGGGGAAUGUGCAUAGCAUGCGUGGGGGAAGGGGGGAGAGAGACACUGCUGCAGGGGAUAAAUGGAGCGAGACUAGCAGUCCCCUCUGCCAGCCUGUCAGCGCUGACGUGGAGCGACGCAUUGGCCACGUCAGCACAACAAUGGGCAGCCAAUCAGACAGCAUCCCUCUGCUCGGCCCCUCUAGACGCCUUCGGCUCAGCUCUCUCUUUCAGCGCAGCCAUACCUGUAGCCGCUGCCACCCUCCCCUCUCUGUUCGCUGCUGCUACAACCUCGCCUCUGGUGGGAAAGCGGAGCAGCAGCAAAAAGGGCAGUGGCAAGACCAGUGGCAGCAGCACGAGCAACAGCACGAGCGGCAGCAGCAGCGGCGGCGGCGGCGGCAGUGCGUAUGGUGUGAGCUGGUACGGGUUUGAGUCGGCUGCUGCCGCUCGUGCAGGCAGCACUCCCUCUGACGCCCUCAGUGCGUGGCUCUAUGAGAAGCAGAACUACAACUCAGAAGCUGACACGUGUGCACCAGGGGAGCUCUGCAGCAAUUACAGGCAGAUUGUGUGGAAGGCUGCUACAGCCGUGGGGUGUGGCAUGGUUACAUGUUCAGAGGCCCGUGCACCCUCCCCCACCUCCCUCUUCACCCUCCUCUGCCUUUUCAACUCCCAAGCCUCCUCUAAUCGGUCCCCUCCUGUCACUCCCCCCUGUCUCUCCCCCUGCCCAUCCCCACCCCUCUCAUCCCAGAUCACAUGUUCAGAGGCCAAGGCACCCUCCCCCACCACCCUCUUCACCCUCCUCUGCCUCUUCAACUCCCAAGCCUCCUCUAAUCGGUCCCCUCCUGUCACUCCCCCCUGUCUCUCCCCCUGCCCAUCCCCACCCCUCUCAUCGCAGAUCACAUGUUCAGAGGCCAAGGCACCCUCCCCCACCACCCUCUUCACCCUCCUCUGCCUCUUCAACUCCCAAGCCUCCUCUAACCUACACCCUUGGCUCACCUCCCCUCCUCCCCCUCCCUCACCGCCCUCCCCUCCCCCCGCCCCCCCUCGCUCCCCCAACCCUCCCCCAUCCCCACCUCCCCCUCGUCGCCCUCCCCCUUCUCCCCCACUCCGUUCCCCUUCCCCUCCUCCCCCUGCCGCCCGCUCCCCCCCUCCCCGCCCCCCUCCCCCUGUGCUGCGCCCCCCUUCCCCUUCCCCCCCGUCCCCCCCCCCUGCACGAGGGGCGGGUGUGCUGGGGGGAGUGGGGAGGGCGGAGCUGCUGGCGCUUAUCAACAGAGAGAGGGCGCCUGCCAGCCUGUCAGCACUGACCUGGAGCGAUGCCUUGGCCACGUCAGCGCAGCAGUGGGCGGCCAAUCAGACAGCAGCACUGUGCUCUGCCCCUCUAGACCCAUUCGGCUCGCUCCUCCCUCUAGCCGCUACAACCGUACCUACAGCCGUGGCUCGGGGUGUGAGCUGGUACGGGUUUGAGUCGGCUGCUGCCUCACCUGAAGGCAGCGCUCCCUCUGAUGCCAUCAGCGCGUGGCUCUAUGAGAAGCAGAACUACGAUCCUUCCACCAAGACCUGCUCCCCUUUUGAUUCGUGCGACAACUACCGUCAGAUCGUCGGCAUCACAACCACAGCCGUCGGAUGUGGAACGAUUUCCUGCCUUGAGUCCAAAGCACCCAUCCCCACCGCUCUCUACAUCCUCAUGUGCUACUUCGACCCCCCUGGUUACACGCUAACCACCCGCCGCCGUUUCUAG
Closterium sp. Naga37s-1 is the source of this 3279-nucleotide messenger RNA. Lineage: Eukaryota; Viridiplantae; Streptophyta; Zygnematophyceae; Desmidiales; Closteriaceae. The record is from the annotation of a GenBank genome assembly.